UUGUAUAUAUAUAUAUAUAUAUAUCCUAGAAUAAUUGUCAUUAACAUUGUUAAUGUGGUUUUCAAGUAAUAUCGAUUUGUUGAGAUCACAAUGGAAUUACCACAAUUCAAGAAAGGUGCAUAAGUUAUAAUAAACAUAAAAAUGUAAUAGUGAAUUAUUAUUAUUGUCUCCUUUAGUUUCUAGAGGAACGUAGGGCUUCAGCCUCACAUCUCCAUUGCAUUCAGUUCCCUGCCAACGUUUUCACCUGGUUCCACGUCUGCCCAUAUGCUUUCAUCUCCUCUUCGCAUAACCUCCUCCAUGUCACCCUCGCAGUUACGACCAACUCGCUGCUUCCCAUUCGGGUUCCACUCGAGAGUAAUAGUAAAUGGAGUAUCAAAUAAAAUUAAGGAAGUUGCUACGAAAAAUUAAAACCGUAAUUGGGGGCCGAGGUAAAGGAAGUCUGAACCAACCAGCUUGUUCUUUUUGAUACAUAGGCUAGGCUUCUUAAUGCAGAUUCCAACAGCCUCAGUAAUAUGCAAUAGAAAAACUCUUGGGGUUAAAUUACGUUGAGUCGUUAUGUGGUGGAUGAUUUCAAAGGCCUUGUUUACAUUAAUUUUAUGCACUCUACCGACGGGAUGAGGUAAUAUGGAACCAUGAGUGGACUUCGUUUAUUCCUUACUAAACUACUAUGCAGGAUGGUGUUCGAAAAUUCAACGAUGAACACGACUAAUUGUACGGUCUGUAUAACUAAUAGGCGUCACAGAAACAGUCAAAUAGAUAGAAACACAUAGUAGAGGCAAAAUGAGAUAGUUUAUCUUUAACUCCCAAACGUGAAAUAGGGGUAGUUUUGAAGCGGCAUUGAAGGUUCUUACUCUGCAACCAUUUUAAUAAUAAUAUUAAGCUCUUCAUUAAGACAUUGAUUUAUCAGAGCAGAUUGCUCUUGAUCUGUGGAUCAAGCACUUUAUUAGACUGCGUUUGUAUUUCAACAGUAUGAAGCUGAAAGAAUGAGUAUACUGACCAGUUGAUAUAGGUUUUCCCCGUACACUUAUUGUACCGUAAUGUUUUCUAGUUUAGAGAUGAAAUCUUAAUUUUUUCUUUCUCGAUGGUAAGAUUUAUUGCAGGAUGGGCAUCGUUAAACUUGACAAAGACAUUCUUUGCUUCAUCCUCAUUUUUAAUAACCAAAAAUGUGUCAUCCAUAUAACGAACAGUAGAAUCAUCGUUCAUCCAUCACAUCUUUCAAAUAAUCACUCUUUAGUGUAGAAAGACAAAUGUCGGCUAGAAUUAGUCCUAGUGAUGACCUCAUCGCCACACCAUCAAUUUGUGUGUAUACUUCUUUAUUAAAUAAAAAGUUAACAUCAAUUGUGCUUACCAAAAGAAGCUCUUCUAUAAAAGAUAUAGGAAUGCUGACAUCUAUAUCUUCUCUAAUAAAUCGUUCACAUAUGAAGUCUACCCUUCCCAUAAGUAACAAACAGUCACCAUCAUUAUUAAGAGAAAUAUUAGAGAUACCAUCAUUUUAAUUGAGUUAAGUAGCAUCUCAUUUGGAAUACAGUUGACACGUAUGAGGAUGUCAAAGUUAACCAGGAUCGGGCAGAAUAAGACAACCUUUCAUAAUACUCCGAAACCAGUGUGCAGAUCCAUAUGUGAGCAUUUAGUAUAAUGGCAAAAGGGUGAAGUUCAACAAUAACGUCCCAGGAGUGCGAAUGCUCCAAUGACCUUGAACGUAUGCUAGUCGCCGGCUAACAGCACCUGUCAUUAUCAUAACUGAAAUAUGAACCUUAUUCACCAGCUAAGCAGAAAAUUUCAGCCAGAUCACAUUUUUAAGUACUGUUUCGACGGUGUGUUAAUAGGUCGUUAGGGCUAGGAUUAUAAUCCUUAACCCUCUAUAGGGUUAAGAUAAGUACUGGGUUAGGGUUAGAAUUACGAUUUGGAUUGGAUUGUGGUUACGAUUAAGGAUAGAUUUCGAUUUGAUGUGAUUUAUUUUAAUUUGUUUUGUUACCCAAAUUUUCCUGGUAAGUAGUCGUCAAUCCUUUUUACUGGAAACCAUAGUAAUUCAACCGAGGGCUUUGAGGAAGACUGCGCAACAGGAUAAGAGAGAUGAACGAUUCACAAAGACAGCUUAUCUUCAGUCACUUCGGUGAAUACAUGUACGGAAAUUAGUCUAACUUAGCAACUGAUACCCCUCAUUAUAACUGGGACGCAUUUUUAAGUCAUGUCAGAGAAAUAUAUGUCGUCUUUUUUGCGAAAAUUCUGAUAUGUGUCCACAUGAUGUGUGUUUUGUUUUUGACAGUCUAUUAUAUUUUGCUAUGUAUAUAUGGAUCUAUAUUUCAUUAUAACUGACAAUAUGCUUCUGUCUGUCCAUUAACUAAAUAAACAUGUAUGACCUUGUUAUCAUAUGACAUUACAACCAAUCAUGGUAAGAUGACUGUCUUAUUGGUUUACGUGUAUUAGUCAUCUCCAUAUAUACUUUUCUACUGUAUUCUUGUUCACACACAUUUCGUACAUCUAAGUACCCUUCCACUCAAACACUUGUGUGACACUUAUUUUCUUGUCUGGAAAAUACAAGUAUCACCGUAAACCUGGUGGUCUUCUGAUUUCCCUCUUUCCGAGUGAGGACUAUUAACUACUCGACGAGUACGCAACAAAUUCCUCAUUUUUAUGAUUGGCUGGCUGAAGGUCACUCGUGCGUUUGCAUCUCUUGGGACGCUGUUGUUGAACUUUGCCGGGAAAAGAUCUGAAUGUUCAGCGCUAAUGUCCAGUCAAUUCCACAAAGGGAAAAACCCAACGAAGCUUGUGAGGAGUCCGACAAGUGAACUGGAUUAUGACGCAAAUCAUCGGGAAAGGGGAGUGAGAAGACUCUAGGAGAUCUGGAUUUCGCGUGGACAAUUUAUGUCUAAUUAUCACACAACAUACUCGGAGAUCUACAGGUGGAAACUAACUAAUUUGUCAGAAGAGGCUGGCGGCAAUAACACAACGUGUGAAAGUGAAAGUAGAGAAAACUUUCUUUUGUCUUCUAAAUGUCUGAAUGAACAUUUUCGCUAUAUAAGACAAUAAUUUAUGUGCCUAUAAUGUACCAAGUUUUUCUAGAAAAUUGCUGAUUUUUUGGGCUUUUUCUUUUAAAAAUUUCCAUUUUCUCUUAAGUGGUCUAGAUAAUGCUGGCAAGACGACAAUCGUGAAGAAAUUCAACGGUGAAGACAUUAAUAGUAUCUCUCCAACUCUUGGAUUUCGUAUUGAAACAUUGGAGCAUAUGGGAUUCAAGUUGAAUAUUUGGGAUGUAGGCGGUCAGAAGUCGCUUCGUUCCUAUUGGAGAAAUUAUUUUGAAACGACUGAUGCAUUGAUAUGGGUCAUUGAUAGCUCAGAUUGUCUACGUCUAGAAGAUUGUCAACAGGAGUUGGCUAAACUGUUGAUGGAAGAACGUCUAACUGGGGCUACCCUGCUUGUCUUUGCCAAUAAACAAGAUUUAGCUGCAUCGAUGAAACCAGCUCAGAUACGUGAAAUUUUACGUUUGGAUGAAAUCACCACGCAUCAUUGGUUAAUACUUGGUUGUAGUGCUGUGACAGGAGAGAAUUUACUCGAAGGUAUGAAUUGGCUAGUGAAAGAUGUCUCGUCAAGAAUAUUUUCAUCGGAUUGAAGAUAGUCUGACGAUAAUGAGUUUUGAUGACGUAAUAAUAAUAUCACCAUCAACAUCUUUUAUGAAUUAAUACUCUGCUAUUUCUCAAAGUUGUGAAGAAUAUUCUUCUCAACCUGAAGAAAAUCAGUAAUUAUAGGUUGUAUAUAUACUGAGUUGUUGUACAGCAAAUGCUCAUGUAUAUUUAUGUUUGUGUGUGUGUGUGUGUGCGUAUUUGAGUCUGUGUGACUGACUCAAUGUACAUAUAAUUAGAAAUAAAAUCAAUAUUAUUACUACUAUUAUUUGAAAAAAUGAGUUCCUCUUAUGAAUUUGCCCAACGCAAUCAGAAGACGUAAUUUGUCUGAAUCCUGCUGUAAUGUAAAAAAUUAUAUUUGUAAAAUCUCAGCGAUAUUGAAAUGAGUAAUUCCAACGUUUCGUUCGGCAAUCUGGUCCGAACUUCCUCAGGGAAAUUAAUC
Messenger RNA from Trichobilharzia regenti, 4059 nucleotides. Lineage: Eukaryota; Metazoa; Platyhelminthes; Trematoda; Strigeidida; Schistosomatidae. The record is from the annotation of a GenBank genome assembly.